Messenger RNA from Saccoglossus kowalevskii, 1224 nucleotides. RefSeq names its product semaphorin II-like protein. Gene Ontology annotation, biological process: semaphorin-plexin signaling pathway; positive regulation of cell migration; axon guidance. Gene Ontology annotation, cellular component: plasma membrane. Gene Ontology annotation, molecular function: chemorepellent activity; semaphorin receptor binding. The record is from RefSeq and is a predicted model, not a curated record. Lineage: Eukaryota; Metazoa; Hemichordata; Enteropneusta; Harrimaniidae.
CACAUCCCUUAAAUCACCAUUGUAUACUGAUCACAACAUGCCUGCUCAAUCAGAAUAUCCCAUAGAGAUUACAUCACAAGAUCCAGUAACCACGGAAACGAGCAACAUCAUUGGUCCGCCAAUUGAACAUAGAACAGUUAUUGGAGUAGAAAAUGACUAUAGUGUUGUUGAAGGCAUUGCAAUUGCUGGUUUGGUUGUAGCUGUAGCUGUAGCUGUAGCUGCUGUUCUUGGUAUAUUUAUUAUUGGUUAUUUCUGUGUGGCAAGGGUUGGAAAGUCUGAACAUGGCAUCUGUUGCCGACGAGGACGCAUACAUGUCAGUACACGACAAACUGAAGAAGGCAUGAAGUCCCCAGCAACCACAAGUCCCGUGGUUCCAAUCGUUCCAGUAACACCCGGGGUCACUCCCGUAGUCACACCCACAACCAUCGAUUCUGAAAACACUAAAAACAUUCAACAAGAGACACCAUUGAGGCGAGAGAAACCACCAGUGCCACAGAAACCCAAGAAUUAUGCUGCUUCUAUCAAUGACAGGUGGGCAGUUAAUGAUCAGAGAGCGUCCUCACUGUCACAGAACAGGCGAUCACAACCACAUGAAAGUUUUAAAGAUGUUAGUGGGGAACUUAAAUAUAUGUUUAUUCACAGUAAUGGCAGUCAUACACAGCAACAAGGUAUUGGACCAACAAGAGGUGGUAAAGUAGCACACGUAUGAGAUCAGAAAUAAACACAAUGCUGACAUGAUGAAAUCUGGAAGAUGUAAAUAAUGUUCAACACUGCCAACUUGUUAUUUUUGUCUGUCAAUGUUUGCAAUUAAUAAAUCAUCAUCAAGAGGAUGAGCAGUUAAUAUUCAGCCAUGACUAGACUUAAUAUCAGACAGCUGAUAAGUACUGGUACGAGUUGAUUGUAAUUAUGACAAAAAUGUACAAGAUUGAUUGUGGUGUCUGGUACAAAUGUGUUUUCUCAUCACGAUUACGAGUAUGGAGCGCUUCGUGUUAUGUGUGAUGCUGAAGAAUAAACAUGAGGUGUUUGUUAUUUGAACAGAUUUCUAUGUGAAAGAACAUAAAGAAAGUUAUAACACUGAACAUGUAUGAUAUAAUAUAUUUCAUAAUAUUGGUCCCACUCGCAGUAUGUAAAGACUUUUACGACAAAACAUAUGAAGUAAAGUGACAUGAAUUAUGUGAACAUAUUCUUUCCAGUCACAGCAUGUAUGAAAACUUUUAUAUUCAA